AUGUCUUCAUCGAACCCCGUACCGGAGACACCUCGCGUGAUAUCACCGACCCCCUCUGCAUCGGACCCGUCCGAGACCCCCGAUGGAUAUAAUGCACCGUUAACCCGGUCUGCAGCGCGUCGUCAGCGCCAGCCAGAAGAUUCAGCCGAAACUACUGGCUCUGCCCGAGCAUCAAGAUCCCCGACAACACCCUCGGCCCGGCGCAACCGCCGAUCAAACCCCAUGAUACCCGCCUCGCCGCCGCGCUCAGCAAACGGUACUGCUUCGAACACUCAUUUGUCCCCGUCAAGCAUUCCCGACGCCCUACGCGAUUUGUCCAGAUCACCAUCUCCUCUCGGGCUGAUCCCCCUCCACGCACGCUAUCGCAGCUUCAUUCACCGCCAUGAGAUCCCGCGGAAGGUCUUGCACGUGUCAAUCGGAUUUUUGACUUUGUCAUUAUAUGGCCGAGGCGUGCAAACUCUGCAGAUUACACCCGUACUCUUUACUGCACUAGUACCGAUUGCACUCACGGACCUGAUCCGCCAUCGCUUCGAGAAGGUCAACAAAGUAUACAUUCGGUGUAUGGGUGCUCUCAUGCGCGAAACGGAGGUCACCGGUUACAACGGCGUAAUCUGGUAUCUCCUCGGAGCGUAUGUUGCUCUCCGCUUCUUCCCUAAGGACGUCGGUGUCAUGAGCGUGCUACUCCUUAGCUGGUGUGACACCGCCGCCUCGACAUUCGGUCGUUUGUACGGCCGCUACACCCCCCGUCUCCGUCCCGGAAAGAGCUUGGCUGGUACUAUGGCGGCCUGGCUCAUGGGUGUUGUCACUGCCGCUGCUUUCUGGGGCUGGUUCGUGCCUUACGUUGGCAGUUUCCCCAAUGACCCAGAAGAUGCCUUCAUGUUCACCGGGCAAUUGAAUUUGCUCCCAAACUGCGUCCGUGGCCUUCUGGGCUGGGAGCCUAGUGACUCGGCGGUCAUCACUGGUCCUCUGGCUCUAGGCGUCAUGAGCUUUGUCUCUGGUGUUGUUGCCGCCGGCAGCGAGUUUAUUGAUAUGUGGGGUUGGGAUGAUAAUCUGACGAUCCCCGUGUUGAGUGGAGUUGGCCUGUGGGGUUUCCUCAAGGUCUUUGGGUAG
Molecule: messenger RNA, 1110 nt
Organism: Penicillium coprophilum
Lineage: Eukaryota; Fungi; Ascomycota; Eurotiomycetes; Eurotiales; Aspergillaceae
Product: diacylglycerol/polyprenol kinase family protein
Exons: 1
Coding region: 1-1110 (369 amino acids)
Biological process (GO): phosphatidic acid biosynthetic process
Cellular component (GO): endoplasmic reticulum membrane
Molecular function (GO): ATP-dependent diacylglycerol kinase activity
Source: RefSeq, a predicted model, not a curated record